AUGCAAAUGUGUUUAUUAAAUUUAAAAGAUUUGUGUAAAAGGAAAAAAAAUCGAAGAAAGAUGACGCUUGAUAAAGAACAAACAUCACGUAAGCGACCUGCUGAACCCGUCGAACCAAUGGAUAUCGUUACGGAAGAAAUAAUUAAUGAAUUAUCAGCUAAACCAGAUGCUGUUGUAGCUCCAGUCAAAAAAUCUAAAAAAUCAAAUUCAAAAUUUGAAAUGAGAAAAGUAUCAGUUCCAGCACAUCGUUAUACUCCUCUCAAAGAAAAUUGGGUUAAAAUAUUUUCACCAGUUGUAGAACAUUUAAAUUUACAAAUACGAUUUAAUUUAAAAACAAGACAGGUAGAAUUAAGGACGUGCGAAAGCACAAAAGAUAUAGCUAACCUUCAAAAAGGUGCAGAUUUCGUGAAAGCUUUCGUUUACGGUUUUGAAAUUGAAGAUGCAUUAGCUUUACUUAGGUUAGAUGAUUUAUUUAUGGAAUCAUUUGAAGUGACUGAUGUGAAACCAUUAAAAGGAAAUCAUUUGUCUAGAGCAAUAGGAAGAUUGGCUGGUAAAAGUGGUAGAACAAAAUACACAAUUGAAAAUGCAACAAAAACAAGAAUAGUAUUAGCAGAUUCUAAAAUUCAUAUUCUUGGAUCAUUUAAUAAUAUACAAUUGGCUAGACGAGCGAUAUGUAAUUUGAUUAUGGGAAGCCCUCCAUCGAAAGUUUACGGACAAUUAAGAAAUGUCGUUGGCAGAGUUUAUAAUAGAAUGUAA
Messenger RNA from Pediculus humanus corporis (human body louse), 756 nucleotides. RefSeq lists its product as uncharacterized. The record is from RefSeq and is a predicted model, not a curated record. The transcript has 2 exons. Bases 1 to 756 code for a protein of 251 amino acids. Gene Ontology annotation, molecular function: RNA binding. Lineage: Eukaryota; Metazoa; Arthropoda; Insecta; Psocodea; Pediculidae. Gene Ontology annotation, cellular component: nucleolus.